Helianthus annuus (common sunflower) is the source of this 1241-nucleotide messenger RNA. RefSeq lists its product as uncharacterized. Gene Ontology annotation, biological process: lipid metabolic process. The record is from RefSeq and is a predicted model, not a curated record. Bases 2 to 985 code for a protein of 327 amino acids. The transcript has a single exon. Lineage: Eukaryota; Viridiplantae; Streptophyta; Magnoliopsida; Asterales; Asteraceae. Gene Ontology annotation, molecular function: phosphoric diester hydrolase activity.
AAUGUUUUCACCCUCUGUAAUUCUAACAAUGGGAGCUCAGUGGUCUAAACAGAUCGACCGACAAAAGGCGGUCAUUGCUGAGAAGAAAAUAUUGCGAGAGCUGCAAGAAAGAUGCGGGUCUGAUUACCCCGGAUCCAAUUGGCAUCCAACUGACCGUAAAAACUGGAUGUUCGGCCUCGACCAUAAUAAAGUCCAUAUCAACAUGAUAGUGUGGCCCGGAACCCACAACUCCGCCACCAACAAGAUUGGAAUCAAGAUGAUUACCCGCCCGUUUGCCCAAUGCCAGUCUCUGUCCAUUUACCAACAACUUGUAUGUGGGGCCCGUGUUCUUGAUAUUCGGGUCGAAGAGACCGGAAAAGUGUGUCAUGGGAUAUUGACAACGUAUAGCGUUGAUGUCGUUAUAGAAGAUGUCAAACGGUUUGUUUCAGAAACCAAGUCAGAAAUUGUAAUUCUAGAGAUCCGGACCGAGUGGGGCCGGAAGGAUCCACCUGAGUUCCAGAAAUACUUGUGGGAACAACUAGGUGAGAUGUUGAUCCAUCAAGAUGAUAAUGUCUUUGACAAAACAAUAGCAGAGAUCUUACCAAGAAGAGUUAUAUGUGUCUGGAAGCCUCGGGUAUCACCCGAGGUAAAUGUAAAAAGCCCGUUUUGGAAUUCGGGUUACUUGAGAGAUAACUGGAUCGACACGGAUUUACCAGCAACGAAGUUUGAGAGUAAUAUGAAGUAUCUGAGUCAGCAGCAGCCCGUUAUGGCCCGAAACUACUUUUACAGAGUGGAGAAUACGGUAACCCCUCAAGCGGAUAACCCGAUUGUGUGUGUAAAACCGGUUACAAAGCGGAUUCAUGGGUACGGAAGACUGUUUAUAGCACAAUGUUUUCAACAGAAUUGUGUUAAUCGAUUGCAGAUAUUUUCUAUAGAUUUCAUAAACGCGGAUUUUGUUGAUGCUUGUGUCGGGCUUACUUGGGCUAAACUUGAAGGGAAAGCUUGAAAACCGUAACAGGUCACCAAAACCAAACUUCCCUUAGAGAGGUGUCACCUUCAUUAACUAGUUUAAUACCUGUUCGGUGGACGGGUUAUUCAUUGUCAUAAUCUCAAAACUACACUUCCUUGCUUUUCAAAUGAAAAGAGAACAUGUUAAAUAUGAUAUUAAGAUAUUUAACUAAGGUGGGGUUUGGUUUUUAAAUGUACUGGCAAUGUGUACACAAAAAAGGUAUAAAUGUUUAUGAAACUGUUUGUUUUACAAA